Molecule: messenger RNA, 514 nt
Organism: Sphaeroforma arctica JP610
Lineage: Eukaryota; Ichthyosporea; Ichthyophonida
Exons: 1
Source: RefSeq, a predicted model, not a curated record
UGUAUUCUAUAAUGUACCAGGAGUGGAUACGUGCGAGGUAUCAAUCUCAGAGGGAGGCGAUUCGGUGGAUCUCAACGUGGACGAUUCACAAGUCACCUGUGUAGAGCCUUCACCGUCUCCAUCUGCUACUGCUUCGCCUUCGUCCAGUGCGAGUGCGACCUUGACUACAACUCCCAGCACUUCACUAACAGCUAGCCCAAGUGCAACCGUGACUGCCAGCCCCAGUGCAACUGUUACUGCCAGCCCAAGUGCUACGGUGACGGCGAGUCCGAGUGCGACGGUGACUGCCAGCCCCAGUGCAACUGUGACUGCCAGCCCCAGUGCAACUGUUACUGCCAGCCCUAGUGCGACUGUAACGGCGAGUCCGAGUGCUACCGUCACUGCCAGCCCUAGCGCGACCGUGACCGCCAGUCCUAGUACAUCUAUGUUUAUUCCGGCCUUCAUCAAUGGUACAGUUGUACAGCACGUGACGCAAGAGGGUAUCGAGAACGUUACCGUAACUGCUGUGUGUGGG